Molecule: messenger RNA, 1444 nt
Organism: Guillardia theta CCMP2712
Lineage: Eukaryota; Cryptophyceae; Pyrenomonadales; Geminigeraceae
Exons: 19
Source: RefSeq, a predicted model, not a curated record
AUGGCGAAGCAAAGAAGAAACAGAGAAAGAGCUACAGAGCUUAUAACAGUCCUCGAUGGAAUGGUUCCAGCCAAGUAUCCCUACCGGGCAUUCUCCCUUCCCGCAUCGGGAGCAGAGCUAUCUCUGCAGAAACGAUCGAGGAACAUGACUCUCGAAGACGUGAUUGAUGCAGUCAGGGCUGCCGUUGGCAAGGAUUCUGAAAAGAGCAAGAAGAGGAACAGAGCGAGCGAGGGGAAGGUGUCUAUCCGGGAUGUGAUGAAUGCCUCUCGGGAGAUUUUUGCAGUCGCGGUUCUCCAAGAGGAUGGAGAGCGAGCCUUCAUUGGAUGUGGGGGAUGGAACGUAGACGAGAUCACCGGCGUGGGAACCUGUGAAACAAGCAACACAGCCUGUAACAGUAUUGCAAUAAGAGCCGAAGAUCUGGCAGUGCAGCUUGCGGCUCGGGAAAACAUGUCAGAGACGAUGAGCAGCAUGGGGAGUAUCGGACACUCAAGCCAGGGAAUGUACCCUGACUCUCGGAUGGGCAUGGGAAACAUGAUGCGAGGAGGAAUGCCCGGCAUGAUGCCUCACAUGAGUCAGUCGCUGCCCCAGAAACCCGCCAUGGGCAGCUCGUCGCUUCAGGCUGCGGAGAAAGCGUUUCUCGACGCCCUGCGAAGGUUGGAGUACGAGAGAAGUCAGGAAGCGGCGAGGAGUGAAUGUGGAUCAAUCAGCUACCAAGCAGACCAGCUCGGGUCCCUCCAGGGAGCUCGCAGCCAGUGCGGGUCCGUCCGCUUCUCCCUGGACACGCUAGAGCAGCAAAAGCCUGCCUCAGUGAACAUGGUCAAUCCAAUGCUGGCGCAGCAGCAGCAGGUGCAGAUGCAGCAGGGAUAUGCACCGAGCCCAGUACAGCAGCUUCCUGCCUCGAUGGUAGGAUGUGAACCGCUGGCUGGUCGAACCGCUGAGCUUGUGCAGCAGGGGAUGCAGGGAGGAGGCAUGAUGGGCAACUACAAUAUGGGAGGGUAUCCCAUGCCGGACAUGCAGCAGGAGCAGCAGUACAUGGGCAACGGGAUGGGAGCCGGAAGCAGCGCGUCGCCGAUGGGACCUCCCAUGGGCUUACCUUCGAGGAUGCAGGCGGGGGGCGCUGGGAUGAUGGCGGGGGGCGGGAUGGGACCGGAUGCCUCGGGCCCGGACAUGCAGGGAGGUCAGUACGGGAGCAUGAGCCAUGGAGGAAGAAACGAGAUGCAGAACGACUUCGGCGGGCAGAUGCAGGGAGGAAUGCCGCCGCCUGGGAAUGGGGAUGAGUGGUCCAGGCUGGAGGUUGAUGAGUUCAGACCGCAGUACAUGGGAGGCUCCAACAUGGGAAUGAUGGAAAUGCCUCCACCUGAGUUCGAAGUGAAGCCCCAGAUCAAUCGAACCCCCGAUGACAUGAAUCAGUUCAUGGUGCCAAACCAGAAAAUGCCCCAGCAGG